Prorocentrum cordatum is the source of this 306-nucleotide messenger RNA. Lineage: Eukaryota; Dinophyceae; Prorocentrales; Prorocentraceae. The record is from the annotation of a GenBank genome assembly.
AUGCUCGCCCAGGGCCAUUCUAGCGUGUCUGCUGCAGAUGCAUCUCGUUCGCUUUCUUCUGGCUGGCUCCAGCUUGCGUUUGGCAAGUCUGCAGCUGCAUGCGCUGGCAAAGUUUGGCAGUCUCCGGCUCCCAUCUGGCCCCAGCUUGCGUGUGGCAAGCUUGCGGAUGCAUGUGCGGGCAAAUCCGCCUUCCGGAAUCUGGGGGCCAAUCGUGCUCUUACUGCUUCCCUGCCGAUGCGUCCUCCUGGAUGCAUGGCCGUGUGCUGUGGAGGACGAUCAAUGGAGAGGCAGCCUGCUGCCAAAUAA